AUGGCUGUAACGUUCACACGCUGCCUGUACGCGCAGCUUCUAAAGCAGAAGUAUGAGCCGGAGCGCAUCAUCGGAUGGAACCUGCCUCCUAGGAACCACCCCAAGUUCAAGGCACACGAUCUCGGAAUGAAACUGGCGUGUGGCUUUGAGAUACUUCUGUCGCGCAUAGACAGCCUUCGUAGCAGCAGCAGCGACAGCGACAGCCCGGACUCUAUGGGUCAACAGUCAGAGGUCAGCGACGUGAGGUGGAACAGAUACUUGAGGAAUCUCAAGGAGAAAGGCUACUUUAGGGGAGAGAUAGAGGGAUCGAAGCUUCACCAGCAGCUGUUGUCAACGGCGAGGAAGUAUUACACAACGACCAUCAGCAGGAGCAGAUCGGCAAGCACCAGUCCCGUGGAGGAGGUUGCCAUCGCGUUUGAACACUUGGACUACGACAUGGACGAUUUCAAGAGGCAGGAGAAACACCUGAAGCCUGCGGACAGCGACAGUUGGCUAGACAUCAGUGCACAGGACCUUGAGCAGAUGCUGAACGAAUAUGGCAACAUGGCCGCCAGCAAUGCGCCGACCAACCCCAACCUCGACCUGAACAAGGUGUCAGAGACGAUGAAUGAGUUUGUGAGCAAGGUGUCCGGAUAUGAGGGAGUCGAGGUGCCGGCGAAAGGAAACAAGAAGGCAUCCGGAAAGGUCAACUUUGAUGCAGACGCCUUCACCGAGUCAAUGCAACGAAUACUUGAUUUCUCGAUCCCUCACGACGACACGGAUGGGGAGUCGAGCUCAGGCAUGAGUGGAUACGGCAGCGAGGACGACCUCUUCCACCAGCACAUGCAGAACCUUCCUGAUAAGAACGUUGCAGACGAAAAUCUACAGGAGUAUAUAGAGUUGAUGGACCGUGAACUUGCACGCACGCACGUGGGGCAAAGCUUUGAGCGAGAGCUGGCGCGAACCAACGUGGGCCAGUGCUACGAGCGUGUCGAGACGACAGUCACCGAACACUUUAACACGGACCCUCCUCUCACCAGUGGCAGCGGGCCUCGCAUAGAGGAGGUGUCAUCAGGGCCGCGCAUAGAGGAGGUGUCAUCAGGGCCGCGCAUAGAGGAGGUGUCAUCAGGGCCGCGCAUAGAGGAGGUGUCAUCAGGGCCGCGUAUAGAGGAGGUGUCAUCAGGGCCGCGCAUAGAGGAGGUGUCAACGGGCGACGAUGACUUUGGUGACUACCGUCCCGUCGACGUUGACCUCAAUCUUGUACACAACCUGCUGGAGUCCUACGAUGCGCAGCGCGGCGCGCCCGGUCCCGCCUCCACCAUCAUCGGCUCCAUGGGCCUGCACCUACCACCGAACGAGGAUGACCACUGAACGAGGAGCGGGCAAGGGUGUGGACGGACGAUGGCAUGGGAAACGACGGCGAGGGAUCGUGUGAUGGCUGGCGGAUGGAUGGAUGGAUGGUCGACACAUGCUAGCGAUGCAUAAGCAGUCUGUAAAUAGCAAGUGAUGUAGAAGGAUGCGUUACCGGUGGCCUCGAGUCCCCCGCGUGCGUGCAUGAGUGCGUGCGUAAGUCCACACAUGUAGAGGUCACCUCUCUGUCUGCGUGGUAGAGAUUUGGUGAAGGCAUGAUGCACACGGAGCGAAAGUGCGCGCUGCUCAGUUUUGACGUUUGGAGUCGCGACUCUGUUAGGUUUGAGCCGGCUACAAAAUACAGCGUCAUCCUGUAUUUGUGGGUAAACAUGGUAGAGGGCACGGCUCGGCGUUGCCACGCCACGGUGUGAACAAAUAUUCACGAGUGGUCAGAACGCGUAUGAUGGUGUAUCGCAUAACUCUCUCUCUCUCUCUCUCUCUCUCUCAGUGUGUAAGACACAGUUCUGUUGUAAAGUAGGUUGUGUAUAAGAGAUUGGUUUUUCACUUGUCGAUGCUUUGAUAUUUUUAUCUUGUGGGUUUCGUUGCUUUGCGAAUGUUUGUGCGCCAUGCUUUCACACGUCCUCUGCAUUACUCAGCUGUCUGGUUUCCGAUCGGUCUGACAAGACAUUUCUGCCAUAAUUCCACAUAAUAAAUUUUUUAUAUCAAAUUUUAGCUACGUUUCAUUGACAUAUAAUGUGACUGAUAUCGUGGUGUUUUUCUCGUAUGAAUCGCUAAGGAUGUACGAUUGUGCAAAUGUGACAGAUAGAUAUUAUUUACAGACAUGAUUGAGCAAAUGCUGAGCGAGAAAUACGUGGAUUUGAUGGGGUGUGAUUCUGUAGUAAUUUGUGAGAAAUGAUGUUAUUUCUUUAGAAUAGUGUGAGAGUGUGUGAUUGUAGAGUAAGACCGUGCGUGCGUGCGUGCGUGCGUGCGUGUGUUCGUGUGUGUGUAUGUGUGUUCGUGUGUUCGUGUGUGUGUAUGUGUGUUCGUGUGUGUGUGUGCGUGUGCGUGCGUGUGUGGCCGCGUGUGAAAAUGUUUUAGGAAGUACAAUGUGAUGCUACAACUACUCUUUACAUGUACAUAGUUUUGCAUGUUGGCCAAACAACAUGUCUAAGCAGGUGUUUGCAUGUAGUGAUAUUCGUGCAUAGGCAAUGAUGUAACAGUGAGAAAAUACACUCCAGUUUUUGUCUACGUAGCUUAUGCGUCUCGGGUGUAUAUGCUCAAAGAAGGAUUUUAUGAUAAUCAACAACCCUGCUAGUAUUGGAUGUUUCGUAAAGUUCGUAAUGAUCGUAAGUUCGGCAGAGAAUAUACAAGGCGAACAUGAAGUUACUAGCCGCAUUUAUUCGCUCCUACUCCGUACAGUUCAACGAAGUGAAUUCGUGACAUCACAACUGUUAACUGUAUCAUGUACUUUGUAUGGGUUUAGUGAAAAACGUCUGCAUAAUAGAGCAUCGUUACUGAUCGUACACCUCUUCACGAAGUUUGCGUUUGUGGUUUAGGACGCUGUGGGCGCAUACAUGAUUGCAUGGUAUCUAACGGUGAACAUAGAUUAAACUGGAUAUCCGUCAACCGAAUCACAACUUACCACAUUAUAGUAGCAGUUUACGUUCAUUUGGAACGUUAUUCCAUUCGGAGACUCCACUCCAGGAUAUGCCCAGCGACUAUAUAUAAUAUAGUCUGUUAGUACGUGUAAUCUGAAGAAGCAGCAUUCAACCUCACCUGAAUCUCGUGUCGCUGGUAUGUGUCUACUCUAUGCUUAUGUCAUUACUGUGCAAGGUCUGUAAGUGUAAAUGCAUAAUGCAAGGUGAUGGCAACUGAUUGAUUCUCUAACUGCAUUCGAUUAAUCACUUCAUUGCAAUUCGCAAUUCGUGACUGAGCAUCACAAAGGUCACGGUCAUAUUCAUAGAUACUUGGAACAACGAGUCUUUGUAGCAAAAAAUAUAUGUUUAGGAAGAGGACUUCUUUACGCAUUAACGAAACAUGAUGUAUUUGUGUAUAGCAGACGAUGCAGUCUUGCAUAAGCUUUCCUUAUUGCUACCUAUUGGGUGCAGUCUAGAGUUGUAUCUCAAUGCAUCUAGGUUAACGUGUAAAAUAGCAUAACUGUUUGCUGUGCAAUGUUCAUGUACACCUGCUCGAAAACAGCAAGUCAAAGAUUUGUAUUUUGUUAUACAUUUUUAUGCAUUUUACUUAUUUAAUGGUUUACACUGUAGAUAAUGUAAUACAGUAAUAAUACACAUAUCAAAAUUAACUCAUUAUUCACUAAUUAUGAAAAAGUGACCAGUUCCCGAUGCCAUAGUCAUAUCCAGUGUGGUAUUGAGUAAAAUCAGAAUUUCACGUAUUUCUAAUAUUGUGCUUGCUGAUAUCAAUAAUCGAAAUUCCGUAAUAAACACAAUUAUGUGUAAAAUAGA
This is a messenger RNA of Priapulus caudatus, 3794 nucleotides long. RefSeq names its product protein ecdysoneless homolog. The transcript has 10 exons. Gene Ontology annotation, cellular component: nucleus. Lineage: Eukaryota; Metazoa; Priapulida; Priapulimorpha; Priapulimorphida; Priapulidae. The record is from RefSeq and is a predicted model, not a curated record. Bases 1 to 1350 code for a protein of 449 amino acids.